Messenger RNA from Lytechinus variegatus (green sea urchin), 6373 nucleotides. RefSeq names its product Golgi-specific brefeldin A-resistance guanine nucleotide exchange factor 1-like. The coding region runs from base 470 to 6253 and encodes 1927 amino acids. The record is from RefSeq and is a predicted model, not a curated record. The transcript has 37 exons. NCBI's taxonomy places the organism in Eukaryota, Metazoa, Echinodermata, Echinoidea, Temnopleuroida, Toxopneustidae. Gene Ontology annotation, molecular function: guanyl-nucleotide exchange factor activity. Gene Ontology annotation, biological process: regulation of ARF protein signal transduction.
GGACACUCCUCCCGAUUCCAUUCGCUCGAUCACUUCAAAGAUCAUCCCUGUCAAAAAGAAAUUAAACAUGUUUUAUUGAUACAUGAAAAUUCUUCUUCGUGGCAAGGAAGAGCUACACAGCUAUUGUAUUGUGUUUUGGCACCAGUCUUAUCUACGUCACCCAUAUUUUACACAUGCGCACCACGUCAUUUUGACUGCAGUCUUUGCCGGCGACUAUAUCUAAUUUCACCAUAUUUUGCCGUUUUGUGAGAGCCGAUCAAUAUGAUAGCUCCAAGGAUGUAAUGGUUUAUUGCGCUGUGUGGUGCUCUCUUUCUCUCUCUCUCUCUCCUUGCAAAUAACCUAUUUGGGUUAUUUGGGUUACCCCGACUCUUGAUUUCCAGAGGAUAAAAAACUUAGUUCUGUACUCUGGUUCCCGUUAGAGGCUUAUAUUGCUAUUACUCCUGCUGAAGGGACGCGUCUUCGUCAGAAAAUGGCGGCUUUUAAGAUCGUUCCACCAAAGAACGGCAUCUAUGUCGUCCAAGGAGAAAUGCAACUGGUUGUCACGGCAAUGAGACGGAGUUCAAGAUGGACGACCCAUCUCCCCCAGGAAGAAGAGCAAGAUCCAUUUUUAGUAAGCUUCUCAAGAUUGAAAGUAAUCCUCAACAGCAUUGCAGAUCUUGGUGCCAUAGAGCCUAAUGUGUUUCUGGGCCCAUUCCUGGAUGUGAUACGUUCAGACGACACAACAGGACCUAUUACGGGGCUGGCCCUUUCCUCCGUCAACAAAUUCCUCUCCUACGGUCUCUUGGAUGCAAACAUAGAUGGAGCAGCCCAAGGAAUUGAGAACAUCGCCGAUGCGGUCACUCACACCCGAUUCGUCGGCACCGAUCCCAGCUCCGAUGAAGUAGUCCUCAUGAAGAUCCUCCAGGUUCUGAGAACAUUGCUCCUGACGCCUGUUGGAAUGCUUCUGUCCAAUGAAGCCGUCUGCGAGAUCAUGCCAUCAUGUUUCCGCAUCUGCUUCGAGCUCAGAUUAAGUGAACUCUUGCGGAAGUCAGCUGAGCAUACGCUAAAUGAUAUGGUUCAGUUGCUGUUUUCAAGACUACCUCAAUUCAAGGAAGAAAAGCUGUCGGGAAUCAGAAAGCUGAAGAUGCGAGCUGGAGGCAUCGGAGACUCCUCCAGGAGGCGUCGGUCGCGCCAGUCCCCCAAAGUCAGGCAGGGAAAGAACCGCCUCUCGACCACCCCUAUCGAGGAAACCGCCUCCUCGGCGUCCCUCGCCGCACCCUCCAACGGCCCCGCCCCUACUACUGCUGCUACAUCGGGUAAUCCUCAGGCAAAUGGACCACACUCGGGUCCUGCGUCCCAGGCGCAGGGAGCGGGGGGAUCAGAGCAGUCCUUGCAGUCUGUAGGUGUUGCAGAGAGUAUACCAGAGGAAGGUCCAGGAAGAGAUAGUGCAGAUGAGUCGCAGUCAGCUCAGGACCCUGACAGACCUUCAUCCUUAGCAAUACCGGAAACGGGAGAAGGUGGAGUGGAUGGAAAGGAUGCCUCGGUGUCGGAAUGCGAGACACCUCAGAUGGGCGGAGUCAUAUCGGUGUCUGGUGAACAGCGAAUGGACGAUGGCAAGGUUGAAGAUGGCAAACUUUCUUCUGGUGACCAAGAGAGGGCGGACUCCGGUUUGGAAGGCACGGAGGACACAGAGUCCAACACGGACUCUGCAUCUUUGCACGAAUCGGAGUACGUCAAUCCGCAGGGGAUUCGCUUCACACCUCAGCAGAAACAAAAAGACGGAUCAGGACCACCAAUCCCGUAUGGUCUACCUUGUGUAAGAGAACUUCUCAGGUUUCUAAUCUCUCUCAUCAACCCUUACGACAGGCACAAUACUGAUCUGAUGAUGCAUAUGGGCCUCAGCCUUCUGACCAUCGCCGUGGAAACGGGAUGCGAUCACAUUCCAUCCUUCUCCACCCUCAUCGCUCUUGUCAAAGAUGAUCUGUGCAAAAACCUCUUUGCACUUCUCCAGACAGAAAGGUUGUCCAUCUUUGCGUCAUCUCUCCGGGUUUGCUUCUUCCUCUUCGAGUCGAUGCGCACCCAUCUCAAGCUCCAGCUGGAGAUGUUCAUCCAGAAGCUGACAGAGAUCAUCGUCUCCGAGUCCCAGCGGUACCCUUAUGAGCAGAAGGAAAUGGCUCUGGAUUCGCUCGUUCAGUUGUGGAAGAUUCCGUCCCUUGUGUCCGAACUUUACCUGAACUACGACUGCGAUCUCUACUGCAGUAAUCUCUUUGAGGACCUUACCAAAUUGCUUUCAAAGAAUGCAUUUCCAGUCUCGGGUUCACUGUACACCACUCAUUUUCUCUCGCUCGAUGCUCUACUGGCGGUCGUCGACAGCAUCGAAGCCAGCUGCCAGCAGAGGAUCCUGUCGACGAUGUCCUCGUUGACGUCGGAUGCCACGGAGAGGUUUGCCACCACUGCCCCAGACUCAGGUGUCACCAUACAGGUCCAGGAGCCCAAUGAAGAGAAUGACUCCGAGAGCCCGUCGCAUCAUGAAACCUCGGACUCUGAGUCGAUCCGUGGUGACCACUACGCCAACGUCGGACCUCCUACCACUGGUUAUGCAAUGGGGCAGAUCAUGGCACAUGCCCUCAAGGAGAAGGAUGGCUCACCAGGCAAAGAGCAUACAUUGGACAAACCAAAGACGACACCAAGCAGGAAAAGGAGCAGGUUUUCAUCCUCAACCAACUUACCAUCCCUGGAAGAACUAGCUCAGCUCAAACACAAAAAGAAGCUCUUAAAUGCGGGUACAGAACUCUUCAACCAGAAACCAUCAAAGGGAAUAGCGUUCCUCCAGGAGAACGGCCUCCUGCCGAACCCGUCGGAUCCUCGGGCCAUCGCAGCGUUCAUCAAGGACAACCCCCAUGUGGAUAAGAAGCAAGUCGGCGACUACAUCAGCAGCAAGAAGAAUGCCAAAAUCUUGGAGCCAUACCUGGACUUGUUUGGUUUUGCCAACACAAGGGUUGACGAAGCCCUGAGGAUGCUGUUGGAAGCAUUCAGGUUACCAGGGGAAGCACCGGUCAUUCAACAUCUUCUUGAAUGCUUUGCAGAGAAGUGGCAUACAUGCAAUGGCCAUCCGUUUGCCAACCAUGAUGCUGCGUUCACACUUGCCUAUGCUAUUAUCAUGCUCAACGUGGACCAGCACAACGACAAUGCCAAGAAACAGAACAUUCCCAUGACGAUGGCUCAUUUCAAGAAGAAUUUAGUCAAAGUGAAUGGAGGCCAAGACUUUGAUCAGGACAUGCUGGGAGAAGUCUUCAAUGCUAUCAAAAAUGAAGAGAUCGUCAUGCCUGCGGAACAGAGCGGUCUUGUCAAGGAGAAUUACCUCUGGAAGGUUCUACUGAAGCGAGGCCAGAAACCUGGCAGUGAAUUCCUUCACAUAGAUGACGGUCAACUUGACAAGGAUCUCUUCCUUUUAGCCUGGGGACCUACCGUUGCGGCUCUCUCCUUCGUCUUUGAUAAGAGCCUGGAUGACUCGAUUACGCAGAAGGCUCUUGCUGGAUUUAGAAAAUGUGCAAUGAUUUCCGCCCACUACGGCCUCACCGAUGUCUUUGAUAACCUGGUCAUAUCCCUCUGCAAGUUUACCACACUCCUGAAUUCACUGGAGACGCCCGAGUCCACAGCCAUAGCAUUCGGGGCCAACAGAAAAGCUCAGGUUGCAGCCAAGAAUGUCUUCAGCCUGGCCCACCGGCAUGGGGACAUCCUGGCCGAAGGAUGGAAGAACCUCCUGGAUUGCAUGCUCCAGCUGUUCCGUGCCAAACUCCUGCCCAGUGAGAUGGUGGAGGUGAUGGAUUUUGUCGAUCCGUCCGGGAGGGUGUCGCUGAUCAGGGAGGAGAUGCCUACUGUUAAGUCCGAUAUGUCUCUCCUGGGUUCCUUCUACUCCUACUUCUCAACAGAUUCAUCCGUCCCCAAGGGUCCAACCCCUGAAGAUCAAGAAGCAAUACAAGAAGCCAGUAACUGUGUUGAGGAUUGUCAUCCAGAACACCUGAUAACAGAGAGCAAGUUCCUUCGUCUGGAAUCGCUCCAGGAGCUUGUCAAAGCCUUGGUCUUUGCUUCCCAAGGUCCAGAGGCUGUGGAUGCCCUAGGCCUGGUCUUUGACGAGGAGGCAGCAAUCUUCAAUCUGGAACUUCUUCUCAGGGUCAUUUUGGAAAACAGAGAUCGAGUGAGUGCUUUCUGGACGACCGUAAGGGAUCAUUUCUACACCAUAGUGGUGACUGUCUCAACCCCUAGCUACCUGGUGGAGCGUGCCAUAGUUGGUCUCCUGCGACUAGCCAUACGGCUCCUGAGGAGGGAGGAAUUCUCUGGGCAGGUUCUUACUUCGUUACGGAUGCUCCUCAUGAUGAAGCAACCUGUCAUCUUCGCCAACUGCCGCCAGAUCGCCUACGGACUCUUCGACCUUCUCAGGACCAACGCUGCAAACAUCCACUCCUCACAGGACUGGUUCACCCUCUUCACACUACUGGAGUGUGUCGGGGCUGGUGCGGCACCGCGCGCCGUCGUGCAGACCGGUCCCAUGAUGGAGGAUAGCGGGUCGGGAGAGAUCGAUCAGAGGUCAAUAGGGGAACCAGAUGCCCAAUCGGACAGUGAGCUGUCGGCCAGCCAAGAGACCCUUGCCUCUGACCAUGGUUACACAUCGGACAGUGAACUCUAUCGCAAGUCAAGACGAAGUGGCAGUGAAUCUGAGGGUAGUACGAGUAGCUGGCUUGUCGUCAAGAACUCUGGCGAAGACUCGUCCAGCAAGCCGCUGGUCAACCAGUUCCAGAUUGCCCUGGAGAUGGACAUCUGUCAUCACGACACCAAGUCUCUGACCAAGUGCUGCGAAUCCCUGGCCUUCUUGGUCCGGGAUGCUGCCCAUGUCACUCCGGCCAACUUCGAGUCCUGCGUCCAUGCCAUCAGGAUGUUCGUGGAGGCUACGGUCAAUGGAGGCAAGCUGAGACACGAGCACAGAAAGCACCCCAAAGAGCGGAAGACCGGCAAGAGCCACAGGAGCAGUACUAGGGUGAAAGGCCGUGACAUGUCAAAGACGAGGUCAGUCCCGGAUAAGAUGUCCCAGAUGACGGGAGAAGGAGACGAGGGCGAGGAUGAUGGCCCUCCCGGUGGUUAUCAAGCACUCUCAAUCCAGCUUCUGGAUCUGAUGCACACCCUCCACACGAGGGCAGCCUCCAUCUUCAGUUCAUGGGCAGAGGAGGAGCAGCGGGAGGGCCAGCAGGUGACCAUAGACGCCGGUGCCAGUGCAUUGUGGGUCAAGUGUUGGUGCCCUCUCUUACAAGGCAUUGCCCGUCUGUGCUGCGACACCAGGCGUCAGGUCCGGAUGCAGGCGCUGACCUACCUUCAGAGGGCGCUAUUGGUCCACGACCUCCAGACCUUGUCCGCGGUGGAGUGGGAAUCCUGCUUCAACAAGGUUCUCUUUCCCCUGCUGUCUCUGCUCCUGGAGGACACCCAUGAUCCCGUGGGCAUGGAGGAGACCAGGAUGCGGGCGGCCACUCUGCUCUGCAAGGUAUUCCUCCAGCACCUGACCCCAUUGCUCUCCCUAUCUACCUUCACUGCUCUGUGGUUGACCAUACUGGAUUUCAUGGACAAAUACAUGCAUUCUGACAAGAGUGAACUCCUGUAUGAAGCCAUUCCGGAGUCUCUCAAGAACAUGUUGCUUGUGAUGGACACUGCCGGAGUGUUCGGAUAUCCUGAGCCAGGUUCACAAACCCAUCAACUGUGGAUCAAUACUUGGGAGAGGAUCGAUUGCUUCUUACCGGGCCUAAGGAAUCAGGUCUUCACUCCACAAGAAGCUGCUCCCGUUUCCAAGCCCAAAUCCGAAGCCAAUGUUCCAAAGGCUGAUGUGAUUCCUAGAGAUGGAGCCGUCAGUCCUGUACAGAAUGGACCUUCUCAAGCAACCCCGAACAACGCAGAGAUGCCAGCCAAUGCCCAGCAGCCGUCUCCUCGCUCCGGAACCCCUUCCCCCUCCCCGGUCACCCAGCCAACCGAUGCCCCAACGCCGCCAUCGGCCACCAGCCCUUCACCACCAGCACCGGCGCCACAGCCAACCUCCACCCCGCCCACUGGCCCAGACACAGUGCAAUCCAACAUCAUCCUGCAGCCGCCCCUUCCGCACCUGAUGCCCCCAGGGACGGGCAAGGAGCUCGGAGGGACCAUUCCCAUACUGCUGGACCCCAGUGUGCUUCAGGGGUCGGCGGUGCCGUUCAUCGCGGUGUCACAGUCGCAGACCGCUACCACAGGAAGUUAACCAUGGAGGGUAACCGAAGCCGCAAUGAGAUUUUAUAGACCAGAGCCCCGUCUUACAAAGAGUUAUGAUUGAUCUGAUCAAUCGCAACUAUGGAAAGCCAGCAAAGUCAAAAUAUAAAAU